Messenger RNA from Talaromyces amestolkiae, 969 nucleotides. RefSeq lists its product as uncharacterized. Gene Ontology annotation, molecular function: oxidoreductase activity; iron ion binding. Bases 1 to 969 code for a protein of 322 amino acids. Lineage: Eukaryota; Fungi; Ascomycota; Eurotiomycetes; Eurotiales; Trichocomaceae. The record is from RefSeq and is a predicted model, not a curated record. Gene Ontology annotation, biological process: lipid biosynthetic process. The transcript has 3 exons.
AUGGACGUCUUCCUCGACAUCUGCGAUACCUUCUUCUUCGACCGACUAUAUGCCACCAUUCUACCACAAACAGACUUUCCCAACAACGAUACGCUAAACGAAAUACGGCUUGAAAUAUACAAUCGCCAUGUUCAACCCUACUACCCCUUACAAGCAUCUCAAUGGGCAGGAUCCAGCUCCUGGAAACGCGACGAUCUUCCUAGGCAGGCAAUAUCACUGUUCUUAAUAACAUGGCUCUUCGGCGUCCUCAUGUACUUCUUCGGUAGCACCCUCCUCUACCACACAAUCUACAACAAAUCACUCCUCAACCACCCCAAAUCCUUGCCGCACCAAAUCCGUCAGGAGAUUGCUCAGAGCAUGUUCGCAAUGCCCAUAAUGGCAGUUCUCACUGUACCCUUCUUUCUCGCCGAAAUCCACGGCUGGACGAAAUUAUACGAUUUCCCCGACACCACCACUAMCCUUCGYCCGCCGUUAAACAUACCCUGGAAUCUAUGGACAUACCUGCAAUACCCCCUCUUUAUUCUGUUUACCGACACCGGGAUCUACUUCAUCCACCGCUUCGAACAUCACCCGUCUAUCUAUCGGUUCAUCCACAAACGGCACCACAAAUGGAUCGUGCCCACACCUUUUGCAUCGUAUGCCUUUAAUCCUGUGGAUGGAUGGGCACAGAGUCUGCCGUAUCAUAUCUUCCCGAUACUGUUUCCAUUACAGAAAUGUGCUUACAUGGGCUUGUUUGUGGGUGUGACAAUGUGGACUGUUUUCAUUCAUGAUGCUGAGUACUUGUCCGACUCGAAAGUGAUCAAUGGUGCGGCGUGCCAUACAAUGCAUCAUCUUUAUUUUAAUUACAAUUAUGGCCAGUUUACGACGUUUUGGGAUCGGGUGGGCGGGACGUAUCAGGUGCCUCAUGGACGGGCUUUUGCUCAUCCCAAAGAUGAGGGUGAGAAGCGGGUUGGGAAGAAGGUUGAUUGA